UGCGAGGAGCUAUGUCCAGCUGGCCAAGAAGGGUGGAGGGACGGACUGGACGUUAUUGCAGGCCAGUAGUCAAUGCCGCAAUGGACGCAGAUAGAUUCUGCAGUCCCACGGCGUCUGUUAUGUAUCACGGAUCUCACCGGAGGCAUCGUGGGUGCAACCUAUCCAGCUUUUCUUUCCCUCGAUAGCCAUGCCUUUCAUCGAUACCGUCCAAGCUCGGGACGAAGAAAAGCCACAAGGUCAAUCAAUGGUGUUCAAAGUGACACAUUGAAGGCACCAGAUGGUCUUGCAGCCAAUUCCAAGCCUCUAGACAUAGAUGAGAAUUCAGAAGCGUGUUCCUUGCCACAAUUGCACUAGUUACUUCGCAGAGUAUUUGGCAUGCAGCAGCGUGGAUUCCAGGUUGGAGGUGCGUUGAUCUAUCGUUGUACUUGCUAUGUAUUCGGGAUGGGCUUCGAUGUUUUAACGGUUUUCGCUGGUCUCUUCUCUGCUGUCGUCACUACAUUUGUUGCCCAGACGUCACAGAGCCUUCAAGUCGACUACGGCCAGGUCACGGCGUCGCUUCUUUUCGAGCUCACCGACAUCCAACGUGCGGCGGUCAAUGGUUCCCUUCUUCCAACACGUGGGUAAAUGACUGUCGUUCACCAGUCUCUCGUUCAGCCCCACUACCACACUGUUUGCUGUCUUAACGAAACAGUGGAUCCAUCAGUACAUGACUGUCCCAUCUGGCAGGCCUCGGGACAGAUGUCGGGUCCAUCAUUUUCGAUAUAUGGACCCGGACAGGUUAAACUGUGAUACCACCUUCGAGAUUUGCAAUCUUGUACAAGCUCAGUUAAUGACUUUGAAUCAGAAAAUAAUUGGCUUCGUCUGCAGACUAUUGUAUGGGGCUAUCUGCUCAAGAGGCUUCUACUGAAGUUGGCUUCAGACCAUGGUCUGAUUCAAGUUUUGUUCCG
Messenger RNA from Guyanagaster necrorhizus, 947 nucleotides. RefSeq lists its product as uncharacterized. NCBI's taxonomy places the organism in Eukaryota, Fungi, Basidiomycota, Agaricomycetes, Agaricales, Physalacriaceae. Bases 442 to 624 code for a protein of 60 amino acids. The record is from RefSeq and is a predicted model, not a curated record. The transcript has 4 exons.